AAUUUAGAUAGUAACGAAGGACAUGAUUUGGAUGCGUGCGUACUUGUUUGAAGUCCCAAACCAAGUACGUUCAAACCCUGAGCUAUCACUUCUAUCGUGGACCUUGUCUCGACUAGUAGUGCAAAGUCAUACUAACCGGUACGAGGUCGUUUAAAAAUGUUUUUUUUACAACUUCGUCAGUUAAUGUGGAAAAAUUACGUUGUGAGAAUCCGAUCGAAAGCACGAGUAAUCGCAGAAAUUAUAUGGCCUUUGGCUAUAUUUAUCAUUUUGGCUCUUGUCCGACUGGAAGGUUUAAAGCAAUACCAAAAAGAAUGUUAUUUGAAGGAAAAAGCUUUACCAUCAGCCGGCCCGGUUCGAUUUUACAAAAGCCUAAUCUGCACGCCUAUGAACUGGUGUUACAAUGAUUACCAAAAUCACACCGACUUCUUUGAUGAAAUACUGGAAUUUGAGCGGGCUAGGAAGCUGAUUAGUCGAAUGGAAAACGUCCUGAUAAAGGGAUCCGCACACGUUGAGGCUGUGGUCAAUUUAGGUUAUUCUUCCGCUCUUAAACGGUUAUCUGUAUGGGACUCUGAUGGUGUCUACGAAGAAGGUCACGAAAAUGAACAAUCCCCGAAUUCCACCAACUCUUUGCUGCAAAACUUUACUACGGAUAUUCUGCCAUCGCCAGAUAAAAAAAAUUUUGGCGCACAAAAAAGAGAUGCAACUUUAUCAAAAAUUAGAAAACUCAAUUUUGAGGGUGGAAAAUCAGUCGAAUCUCUUGACGACCUAAAUGCGGAAUUUCAACGUUUGGAUUCAACAUUUUCCAUCUUCAAGGAAAUUUCUGAUUCAGAAAUUGGAAAGUUUGCUGAAAGACUAUGGAUUUCAAGAGACAAAAGCAACAUCGACAAUGAACCCAACUCGACUUCCGUUUUACCUCUCCUUACAACAGUGUGUGGUAGUAAUCCACUACCUUCGAGUUUCUACAGCUCAAGAGCAACUCCAAGACUCUCUAAGAAAAGAAAUUUGCAUCGUAGUCCGAGUAAUUUUGAAAGAAGCUCUCCCGUGAAAACCACAGACACCCUCCCGGAGAUUUGCACUGAUCUUUUUGCAACUUUACAGAACGAUUCGCGAACUGAAGCACUUUUUGAGUACAUCUAUCCUUUUAUAAGGGGAAGACUAGUUUACGCACCCAAUACACCUGCGUUUACUCGUUUGGUUGAAAAGGUGAACACAACUUUCCAGGACAUACAAACUAUUCAAAACUUGGCUAACGGUUGGCUGGAAAUUUCGCCUAACAUUACUUCCAUGUUGAACGACCUCGAAGAGACUAUUACUGAAGCCAUUGAUAAUUUUGAAAAUUCUCCCGAUAUUGUUGCAGUUUUGGAAGAGGCCCUCAUACGGAUACAGAGCAUCCAAAUCAUUGUAGUGCAACUAGACUCUCUCGCCAAAUUUUUUAGUGUGUAUAUCGAGUGUUACGAGUUCGAUAAAUUUGAAGGCUUCCCUUCUGAAGAAGAAGCUGUCGUUCGUGGUCUCAAUUUGUUAAACGAGAAUCAACUAUGGGCUGUCAUUAUAUUCGACAACGCCGACUCUAAUUUCACAUCAGAGGAUGAACUACCUAAACACCUUAAAUACAAGAUAAGGAUGGACAAAUUUGUUAUCGACACAACUGAGAGGAUAAAAGAUUAUGUGGAAACACCAUUACCCCGAAAUGACCCUCGUGCUGGGCACAUGAAAUAUUUUAGCUCUGGCUUUAUAUACUUACAAGAUAAAAUUGAGCAGUCAAUUACUGCACUCCAAUCUAUGAGUGAAACUUUUCCUGGGAUGUUUAUGCAACAAUUUCCAAGUCCUUGUUUUGUUUUCGACACAUUUCUUUUCGCCAUUGGACCUAGCUUUCCACUCUACAUGAAUCUAGCCUUCGUCUUCACUUGUGCCAUGAUCAUCAAAUCAGUUGUUUACGAAAAAGAACGUCGGCUCAAGGAAACUAUGAGAACGAUGGGAUUAAGCAACGGAGUCCAUUGGUUGGCAUGGUUUAUCGACAGUCUUCUCAUUUUGCUCUUCGCCUGUAUCAUGCUCCCACUUAUUAUCUACUUUGGAAACAUUUUGGAAAAAUCGAAUCCGUUCGUCGUUUUUGUUUUCCUCCUAAGUUUUAGUAUCGCGACCAUCUGUUUUAGCUUUUUGGUUUCAACUUUCUUCAGCCGAGCCAAUCUUGCUGCGGCAUCGGGAGCUUUUAUCUAUUUUCUUUGUUACCAACCAGUUAGUCUCCUCGACUUGGGUUUCGAAACAUCACCAUAUGCGGCCAAUCUUCUAUUGAGUCUUUUUUCGAAUGUUGCGUUUGGCAUUGGCAACGCAUAUUUGAUUGGACUUGAAGAAAGUGGAGAAGGUGCUCAGUGGAAUAAUAUUGGAACUAGUCCUAGAGAAGGAGACACCUUCUCACUGUUGGAAUGCAUAUUGAUGCUUUUGCUCGACUCAGUCAUUUAUUUAGUACUGACCUGGUACAUCGAAACAGUCUUCCCAGGGCAAUAUGGUAUUCCAAAACCAUGGUAUUUUAUGUUUCAGUCUUCCUACUGGUUUUCAGGUAAAGACAAUGCUAAUGUUGUCACCUUUGGCCCACGCUCUGGAGCAGAGAACUCGGAUCUUAUCGAAGACGAAUCCAGUAGAAACUUGAUGGUUGGAGUGAGCAUCCGAAAUCUAGGAAAAACCUAUUCAAACGGAAAAGUCGCACUUACCAAUCUCAAUCUGGAUUUUUAUGAGGAUCAAAUUACUUCCUUUCUUGGACACAAUGGAGCCGGAAAAACUACAACAAUUUCUAUCUUGACCGGACUGUUUCCCCCGUCGAGUGGUACUGCAUCAAUCAACGGUUUAGAUAUCCGUUACCAAAUAGACGACAUUCGGCAUCAACUUGGUGUAUGUCCGCAACACAACGUCCUUUUCGAUCAACUUACAGUGGAGGAGCAUUUGCGCUUCUUUGCAAAUUUGAAAACUGGAGAACAAAUGGAGUCUCGAAAAGAAAUUGACAAAAUGAUUGAAGACUUGGGGUUGUCGCACAAAAGGCAUGACAUAUCAGAACAUCUUUCCGGUGGAAUGAAAAGAAAACUUUCAAUUGGAGCCGCUUUCAUAGGAAAUUCUAAAACGGUGAUCCUGGAUGAACCCACAGCAGGAGUAGAUCCUUAUUCUCGGCGCUCCAUCUGGGAUAUUCUUUUAAAAUACAAAGCUGGCCGAACCAUCAUCCUAACUACCCAUUUUAUGGAUGAAGCUGAUUUACUGGGAGACCGUAUAGCAAUCAUUUCACAAGGACAAUUGAAAUGUUGCGGGUCGUCCCUCUUUCUUAAGCAAAAGCUAGGAUCCGGCUACUACCUAACUGUCGUCAGAAAAGACGAUACCAGUCACGACGGUCCAAUAAACAACGGUCAAGCAAAUGAAAACCAGGUCCCCCGAAACGCAAUGGAAAUUGAUACAGAAAGGAUUGUAACCUUGGUGAAGCGACACAUUCCAAAUGCAACUAUUGUUGAAAAUGUAGGGUCUGAUAUCGUGUUUUGCCUUCCCGAGUUUGAUGAAGCAGGACUUCGGCAGAGAAAUAAGUUUCCUCACCUUUUUGAUGAGCUAGACUUGAACAUGGAACAACUUCGUGUCGAUAGCUAUGGCGUUUCGGACACCACACUUGAAGAGAUUUUUUUGAGGGUGGCAGACGAUCCUUCCGCUGAUUCGAAUUUUCCGCCGCCCAGCGUUUCUGAUCUUGGAGACGAAAACCCAUACAGGGAAGAAAACGGUGGUUCUGAUUCCUUUAAUUUGGAAUCGAAUGAAAAACUGAAAGGAAAAAAAUUAGUAGCUCAACAAAUGAAAGCAAUGUAUAUUAAAAGAUUCAACAACUCCAAAAGAAAUGUGAAAGGAUUCUUCUGUGAGAUUGUGUUGCCAUGCAUCCUAGUCAUCAUCGGUGAGCUGUUCUCAUUGACUCUAGACCUGGAAACUCCUCAGCCACCCUUAGUUCUUUCACCUUGGCUAUACGGAGAUGUUAACCAAGUAUUCUAUUCGAAUCGCGAACUCAAUGACAACUGGGCCAAUGCAUACGUGCAUAAUAUGUUGAACGAAACGGGAAUGGGAGUCAGAUGUUUAGACGGCGAGCCGUUGCUUGGAUUAAAUUGUUCUAUAUAUAAUAUUGGACUACUCAAUCCCACUGCUAAUCCGGAAACUUAUCAAGAUAUCAACUGCCCAUGUAAUGACUUUGGUGCUCCCAUCUGCCCAGCCAAUGCCACACAAGGAGAGUUAUUCCACUAUGGCUCUGUUUCGUACGACGAAUUUUUUGAUCUAGCCGACAAAAACAUAUCUACCUGGAUACUUCGGACGCACGAAGAGUUCAACGAAAUCAGAAUCGGUGGUUUUGAAUUCGGCGUGCACCAGAAUCCACCCAUACAAAAUGCUUCUGAAAACAACGUGAGGGUGUGGUUUGAUAACAAAGCUUGGGCUUCCUCUGUCUCCUAUUUGAACGCGAUCAAUAACGUCAUCUUGCGUUCGUCUUUACCACCAUCAAAAGAUCCAUUUCUAUACGGGAUCACUGUGAUCAAUCACCCUAUGGAAUUCUCGUCUAGAGAAGUUGUUGAUAACGAACAAGUUGCGGUUAGUCUUGCGUACGCGCUCACGGUUUUGUUUGCAUUGAGCUUCGUACCCGCUUCGUUUGUCAUUUUCUUGGUAGAAGAAAGAACUUCCAAGGCUAAGCAUCUGCAGUUUGUCUCUGGUGUGAAACCGACAACUUUUUGGGUAGCAUCGUACACUUGGGACCUGGUCAACUAUUUGAUUCCAUGUAUUCUAGUAAUCCUGAUAUUCCUCGCCUUCGGUCAAUGGGAGUAUGUCGGAGCAACAAGCAUCGGUGGUUUUAUCAUUUUACUGAUACUUUUCGGUGUUUCCGCGAUUCCGCUUAUGUACCCGACAAGUUUUGUCUUUUCAGUACCGAGCACAGCUUUUGUUGGCCUAGCAUGUGCUAAUUUAUUCAUUGCAAUCGUCACAGUCAUUUCAUCUUACGUUCUUCAGCUCUUUGACGAUGAGCACUUGAUCGCAGUUGGUGAAAUCCUCGAUCAGGUGUUCCUCAUAUUCCCGCAUUUUUGUUUUGGUAGAGGUCUUAUAGAUUUAGCUGAAACCUAUUUCACAGCAAAGAAUUUCGAAUUGAUUGGUGUUGUUUACGAAAGAAACAUAUUUGAGUGGAAUUACCUAGGCCGCUACUUUGUUUGCUUCAUAUUGCAAGCCCUUGUCUUCUUCGCAUUUAACCUGAUGUUGCACUACCCUUUUUUCCCUAAAUUGAUUGCACGCUAUUAUCAGAAAAAGAGUUUACCUCCGCUAGGACCUGAAGAUGCAGAUGUCGCCCGCGAACGCGCUAGAGUCGAAAAAAGCAAUGCGUAUAUGGACGAGUUGCUCCUACAACGACUGACGAAGGUUUACAACGGACAGAAGAAUCCAGCUACGGAUAGAUUAUCUUUCGGCCUAAAGAAAGGCGAAUGCUUUGGAUUACUUGGGGUCAAUGGCGCUGGAAAAUCCACAACGUUCAAGAUGCUAACUGGAGAUGAAACUGUAACGAAUGGAAACGCUUUUGUCGGCGGGUCGUCUAUCCUCACGGACUUAAGCGAAGCCCAGCAAAACUUGGGUUAUUGCCCACAAGAAGACGCUCUUUUGCCCUUGCUGACAGGCGUUGAGCACCUACAGCUUUUCGCAAGGCUUCGUGGAGUUCCUAAACAAUACAUCAACAAGCUCGUCAACGAUAAUCUUAGGAAAUUAAGCCUUCUUCCUUACAAAGACCGCUGUGCGGGAACGUAUUCUGGAGGCAAUAAACGAAAGUUAUCGACAGCUAUAGCCUUAGUGGGAAACCCAGCAGUCGUAUUCCUUGAUGAACCGUCUAGCGGUAUGGACCCAAGAGCUCGGCGGUCUCUUUGGCAAGCAGUCAUUGACGCUGUAAACGAUUCGCGUUCUGUUUUGCUUACUUCGCAUUCCAUGGAGGAGUGUCAAGUUCUCUGUACUCGUCUAGCCAUCAUGGUCAACGGAACGCUACGUUGUUUGGGUUCUGCACAACAUCUCAAGAACAAGUUUGGCGACGGUUAUAUGAUAAACGUACGCUGCGAAGUGGAGACCAUAAGCGAGGUGUUGCAGUGCGUUGAGUCACUCAUUCCCGAAGCCCGACUUCGUGAACGGCGUUCACGCCAACUCAUUUGGCACGUCCAACCCAACCUGUUGCAGAUAUCAACAUUAUUUCAGCGAAUGGAAGACGCUCGAACAGCCACACCCAUGGUCGACUAUUCGAUCACCCAAACUACAUUGGACGAUGUAUUUGUCCGCUUUGCACGUCUGCAACGAGAAGUUCUUGACGACGGAGCUAGCGAAGAACCCGAUUUUGACUCGUCAACGCUAUCUGGAACACAUAAUAACAGUAUUUCAACGGAUGACGAUCUACUUACGUCGCUCUAAAGAAAUCCGUCGAACCUCUUUACAGUAUAUUUUGCUAAUUUAUACUCAUAUUGGACUAUAUCUGUAGGAUUUGUCACCGCAAUUCGAUGAGACUAAACGGUUGACGUUGUGAAA
Daphnia magna is the source of this 6537-nucleotide messenger RNA. RefSeq names its product phospholipid-transporting ATPase ABCA1. Gene Ontology annotation, biological process: transmembrane transport; lipid transport. Lineage: Eukaryota; Metazoa; Arthropoda; Branchiopoda; Diplostraca; Daphniidae. Gene Ontology annotation, cellular component: membrane; intracellular membrane-bounded organelle. Gene Ontology annotation, molecular function: lipid carrier activity; ABC-type transporter activity; ATP hydrolysis activity. The record is from RefSeq and is a predicted model, not a curated record.